AUGGCAGGCCUCUGCUCUGUGCUGGGACUCUUUCUGUUGGCAGGCAGAUUGCCCCUCGAUGCUGCGAAACGAUUUCGAGAUGUGGCGAGCCACAGAGGAGCUGCUGCCCCUAUCGUCAGGCACCAGGACCGACUCCACGGCUGGUCUCCCGACCAGAACAUAUGGAAUGAAAAGCUCUACCCUGUCUGGAAAGAGGGGGACUCCCAGUGGAAAAACUGCUGGAAAGGAGGACAGGUGCAGGCAGUCUUGACUAGUGACUCCCCAGCCCUGGUGGGAUCCAACAUUACCUUUGUAGUGAGCCUGCUCUUCCCCAGAUGUCAGAAGGAAGACGAGAGGGGCAAUAUCAUCUAUGAUGGGAGCUGCAAAAAUGGCACCACCCGGUCUCCGGAUUCUUAUGUGUACAACUGGACUGCGUGGACAGAGGAGAGAGACUCGGGAAAGUGUCCUAACAAAAGCACCCAUCAUGUGUUUCCAGAUGGGAAGCCCUUUCCUUGUCAUCCUGGAUGGAAAAGGAAGCAUUUCGUUUAUGUCUUUCAUACACUUGGCCAGUAUUUCCAAAAAUUAGGACGCUCUUCAGCAGUGGUGUCUGUAAACACAGCCAACAUGACGGUUGGUCCCCAGCUCAUGGAAGUGACUGUAUACCGAAGAGGAUACAGGAGCUACGUCCCAGUGGCAUCUACUAGGGACAUAUAUAUGGUCACCGAUGAAAUUCCUGUCUUUGUGAAUAUGUCCCAGAAGAAUGAUCGCAAUUCCUCCGACGACGUCUUCAUCAAGGACCUUCCCGUUCAGUUUGACGUUCACAUCCACGACCCCAGCCACUUCCUAAACACGUCGGCGAUCUACUACAAGUGGGAGUUUGGAGACAACAGCGGUUUAUUUGUUUCCAACAGCCCUGUAUUUAAUCAUACUUAUACCCUCAAUGGAAGCUUCGUGCUCAAUCUGACCAUCCAAGCUGCCGUCCCUGGCCCGUGCCCUCAGCCCUCACCCGGGCCGCCAACGUCUCCUCCUCCUCCUCAUUUUAUAGGAACUACAGUAAACUCCUCUGGUGCCACCACCUCAUCGCCUCCGGCUGCCAGCCCACAAGCCUGGGGGAGAGAGGCUCCUGACGAAAGCUGCCAGGUCACCAGAUAUGGCCAUUUCAUAGCGUCUCUCACCAUCAUAGAGGGAAUCCUUGAAGUUAAUAUCAUCCAGAUGACAAAGAUUCAGAAGCUGGCACCGCAGACCGAGGACUCCACAAUUGACUUUGUUGUCACCUGCCAAGGGAACACUCCUACUGAUGUCUGUACAGUUAUUUCUGACCCUACGUGCCUGUGGCCCCAGAACACAGUCUGUGACCCUGUGGAAGUCAGUGACCAGUGCUUGUUGACCAUAAGGAGAGCCUUCAGUGGGGCUGGGAUGUAUUGUGUGAACCUUACCUUGGGUAAUGAAGCUAGCCUGGCCCUUACAAGUACACUGGUCUCUAUUGAUGGACAAGGAUCACCUGCCAGAAUAGAAACAGGCAUCUUGGUGUCCAUCAGUGCCUUGAUGGUGUUCACUAUUCUUGUAACCUUCUUUGUGUACAAGAGAUACAAAGAAUACAAACCAAUUGAAAGCUGCCCUGGGAAGGUGGUGAAUGGCAAUGGACUGGAUGUUUCUUUCCAUAAUGGGAAAGCUGUGUUCUUCCCAGCAAACAAUGAGAAGGAUCCGCUGCUGAAGAAAGAGGCUGGGAUUGUUUAACGCUCCCAGCCAAUCUGUGCCUUUAGAGUGCACACUGUACAGUACUUUACAUUGGAGCUGUCCUUGAGUGGAUGGCUGAUAACUGUGUAAGAAAAGGCAUAUUGUAAGCGGGUAUCCACUGCUUGUGGGUGUAAUUUUUUUUUUAUAUAGGUUAAAAGACAUUUUAGAGGAGUGGAGUGGGGGAUUAUACUGCAGGCAGCCUUGGUCAGAUUCUAGAACUAAUAA
Gracilinanus agilis (Agile Gracile Mouse Opossum) is the source of this 1941-nucleotide messenger RNA. It is a transcript of the gene GPNMB, whose product is annotated as glycoprotein nmb. NCBI's taxonomy places the organism in Eukaryota, Metazoa, Chordata, Mammalia, Didelphimorphia, Didelphidae. Gene Ontology annotation, biological process: cell adhesion. Gene Ontology annotation, molecular function: integrin binding. The transcript has 11 exons. The coding region runs from base 1 to 1716 and encodes 571 amino acids. The record is from RefSeq and is a predicted model, not a curated record.